GCGCGCUGGCUCCGCAAAAGUGCUUCUGGCCUUUCGCCCUUCAAACAUGGACAGUUUUAUCUGGAAAGGAGUUUGACACAUGGACACGACACUAUCUGUACUUUCGCAAUGUCCGAUUUCUGAGAGUUCAUGUUGUCUGACCAGAAGAAACUGAGAUUUGGAGAUAUAUUCUCUCUGUAUCGCUGAAUCGUUACAUAUUGCGGGAUAAACGUAAUUGUAAUUUCCGAUUGAGCCGACAUGCAGCGUUUACCGUGAAUACUGUCUCCGCUAAAGCGGGAACAUUACCUUGACUUUUCAAUCACGCUGUAAAUCUGAACUUCCGCGAUACGGAUUGAAUAGAGCCCGUUGGGACUAUGUGUGUGUGUGUGUGUGUGUGUGUGUGUGUGUGUGCGUGCGUGUGAGAGAGAGAGAGAGAGGGGGUGGUCCAUUUAGUUGAUGCCUGGGGUGUAAGGACAAAUUCAUGUAGUUCCCUCCCCGUUUCGUCGUUUGAAACGUUUCUGCAACAGAUCUGGUGAUGUCUUCGCUUCUGUUAUUUUAUUAAAACACAGAAGGUGGUCUGAUCUAUUUCAGUUAUGUAAAUCAACAGCUGCUCAUAACGGCAGUCCAGACUCAGGCCAGCGGAGAGGUAGUCUGGAGAGCUUGGACGGGAACAGGGACAACUUGUAUAACGUUUUUUUCUGCGUUUCAAAUGAGUGUUAAUUUAUGUCUGAAAGGGAGCAGCUUUAUAAUCUGGUCUACUGAUAUGGUGUGAUUGGAUUUACCGACACAGAGAGAUGUCUCGUAUUAAAGAAGCGUAAAGAUGCCAUCGUUGAUCAGGCUGGCGGUUCUCCUGUCUGCGCUGACAGUCCACUGCUUUCUGGACGGGACCUGUCCACGGAGAGACCCCCCUCCCAGGGUGCUGGUUGUGUCCCCAGGCAGCGUUCUGGUCUUGGCCUGUAGUGGUCAGGUGGAGGUGAACGGGCUGGAGGUGAUGGUUAACAGGGCCAAACACACCAGCACCACCGCUGGAAAUGGAAAAUACACCAGUGUCAUUACCGGAGUACACCCCACCACUGUCAGCACCACAACAAACACCACAUCUAACGGAACCCCUGUCAGCACCACAACAAACACCACAUCUAACGGAACCACUGUCGGCACCACAACAAACACCACAUCUAACGGAACCACUGUCAGCACCACAACAGACACCACAUCUAACGGAACCACUGUCAGCACCACAACAGACACCACAUCUAACGGAACCACUGUCAGCACCACAACAGACACCAAAUCUAACAGAACCACAACAAACACUACAUCUAACGGAACCACUGUCAGCACCACAUCUAACGGAACCACUGUCAGCACCACAACAGACACCACAUCUAACGGAACCACUGUCAGCACCACAUCUAACGGAACCCCUGUCAGCACCACAUCUAACGGAACCCCUGUCAGCACCACAACAGACACCACAUCUAACGGAACCACUGUCAGCACCACAUCUAACGGAACCACUGUCAGCACCACAACAGACAGUGAUAAUGGAACUACAGUCAGUGCUAUAAAAGACGGCAGUGAUAAUGGAACUACAGUCAGUGCUAUAAAAGACGGCAGUGAUAAUGGAACUACAGUCAGUGCUAUAAAAGACGGUAGUGAUAAUGGAACUACAGUCAGUGCUAUAAAAGACGGCAGUGAUAAUGGAACUACAGUCAGUGCUAUAAAAGACGGCAGUGAUAAUGGAACUACAGUCAGUGCUAUAAAAGACGGCAGUGAUAAUGGAACUACAGUCAGUGCUAUAAAAGACGGCAGUGAUAAUGGAACUACAGUCAGUGCUAUAAAAGACGGUAGUGAUAAUGGAACUACAGUCAGUGCUAUAAAAGACGGCAGUGAUAAUGGAACUACAGUCAGUGCUAUAAAAGACGGCAGUGAUAAUGGAACUACAGUCAGUGCUAUAAAAGACGGCAGUGAUAAUGGAACUACAGUCAGUGCUAUAAAAGACGGCAGUGAUAAUGGAACUACAGUCAGUGCUAUAAAAGACGGUAGUGAUAAUGGAACUACAGUCAGUGCUAUAAAAGACGGCAGUGAUAAUGGAAUAGACACAUUUUCUACUAGAAAGGACACUAUUGUCCUUACCGUAACAGACACUCCUGUCACAGAUGAUACCGGGACAGACAGUAAGAAGAAACCCGUCAUCAGGAACACUCGUGCAGGAAACCACACUCUUACUGUGAGAGAAGUUAACAAAGGGAAUGGAGAGAAUGAGGAAGAUGAAACAGAGGAGGAGCACAAAGGAGGAGGAGAGCAGAGGGAUACAGGGCGGAGUCUUUUCACUGUCAAUCAACCAGGACAUACAGAUACACAGAAACUAUUUCCUCUUACUGGGACAUCGCUCCAACCAACCAGAGACAGCGGAGUGGGAGGGGCUGACACUGAGCUGUCCUCUAAUCGGUGGACUGAUGCGAUGGACAGUGAGCAUGACUAUGAGGAGGGGGGGGGGGGGAUGGUGAGGGGGCUGAGAGGGAGGUCUCAGUGGAGACUGAACGGGAGGCCGCUGAGAGGAGGAGAGGAAAGAGGAGGAGUAGUGGUGUUAGGGAGGAGAGGCGCCACUCUGACCCUGCCCUACCUGGCGGUGGGUGACUCUGGGAACUACAGCUGCCACCGCGGGGGCAAACUGGUCUCCUCUCUGAGGGUGAGCGUGGCAGUUCCCCCAGAGAGGCCUAAGCUGUCCUGCUAUAAGAGGUCACCCAGCAGUAAGAUCCGCUGUGAUUGGACAGCCAGUCAACCGGUGACUCCUGUCCCUCAGUGCUACCUCCUCCUACGGAAAGGUCUAUCAGGGUCAUUCUCUCGUGUCAACUGUUCCUACUCCGCUCUGCUGUCUCGGUGUUGGUGUGCUAUAGGUCAUCAAGAGAAGGAAAGUAGAGAGCCACACCUGGCCUACCUGUGUGUCACCAACACUGCUGGCAACACCACCAGCCCUCUCCUAGACUUCACACCUCUGGACAUUAUUAAUCCAGACCCCCCCAGCUCAGUGGUGGUGAGGGGUGUGGAGGGGCAGGAGAGGAGACUGAGGGUGGGCUGGGCUGUUCCUCACUCCUGGAAAGAGAGAGACCGCUAUCACGAGCUGCUUUAUGAGCUCAGAUAUCACACCAUGCCACACGGAACACAGAUAAAAGGGACCACCACAGCCCGGUUCUACACUAUAACAGAUGCGUUGCCAGGAGUACAGUACCUGAUCCAACUCAGAGCUAAGGAAGAGUUUGAUGGCCACUGGAGUGAAUGGAGCACGGCUGUCUACGCCAACACCUGGACAGCCCCUGUGCCAACUGCGUUCAGCGAUCUUUCUACUGUUAUGCAGGACUACACAGACGACACAGAUUCUGGCUCUGGUAUGACAGAAGAGACAUCAGUCUCUGAGUCUCGGGGUGAUGUGGAGGUGUGGCCUCAUGUCCUGUGGGUGGUUGCUUCCUGUGUGCUGCUGUCCAUCACUCUGUUGUCCACCUACCUCUACAGACACAGGGAGAGGUUCCUGUCUAAGCUGUGGAGGUUGAGUCCCGUCUCCUCCUCUCCUGCUUGCCCCUCCCCCCCAGUCACAGUCCUGCCUACCCAGGAAGGACAUGCCCUCGUGAACUUUGACCACCCAAUCUACGGGGAACCUGUCCCACAGGAAGAAGAGAGGAAGGAGGAGGAUGAAGAGGAGGAAGAAGAGGAGAAGGGGAAAGUUAUUCGCUUUAACAACACAAGCUAUUUUCUGGUCCAGAGCAAAUGAUAUGCCUGCUCUUAAAACAAACCCCUUACCCUCUAUCCCAGGCCCUUGCCGCUAGCCCCCUGUUCCCUAGUCCAGGCUGGAGAAGCCCUGUUAUUUCACUGUUUGGAUGUGUGUAGUAUUUUGUUCUCAUUGGGGGAAAUGAGCCAGUAGAGUAAUUAUGUAAAUAUUCAUUUGUGUGUCUAUAAAAAAGUAUUGGGUUUUUGUAAAUAAUUUUGUCAGAAUGAAAUAAAUAGUUUUGAAUACAAA
This is a messenger RNA of Oncorhynchus nerka (sockeye salmon), 3997 nucleotides long. RefSeq lists its product as uncharacterized. Gene Ontology annotation, cellular component: external side of plasma membrane. Gene Ontology annotation, molecular function: protein binding; cytokine receptor activity. Bases 800 to 3751 code for a protein of 983 amino acids. The transcript is spliced from 10 exons. The record is from RefSeq and is a predicted model, not a curated record. Lineage: Eukaryota; Metazoa; Chordata; Actinopteri; Salmoniformes; Salmonidae. Gene Ontology annotation, biological process: cytokine-mediated signaling pathway.